Messenger RNA from Rhipicephalus sanguineus (brown dog tick), 820 nucleotides. RefSeq lists its product as uncharacterized. The transcript has a single exon. The coding region runs from base 179 to 742 and encodes 187 amino acids. The record is from RefSeq and is a predicted model, not a curated record. NCBI's taxonomy places the organism in Eukaryota, Metazoa, Arthropoda, Arachnida, Ixodida, Ixodidae. Gene Ontology annotation, cellular component: mitochondrion; mitochondrial small ribosomal subunit. Gene Ontology annotation, molecular function: structural constituent of ribosome. Gene Ontology annotation, biological process: mitochondrial translation.
UCCGACCUUAUCCAAAAAAACAUGGCGCCUUCCAUGCUGUGAGCGUGCUUUCAGUACUUUCAGUGCUUGAUCCUCGCCGAGAGGGGUCAAGUAAUUCGUUCUGCGCUUUCAAUCUCUAGUUCCACGUUUCGUGACUUCACACGGCCGUGGCUUCUAGACAAAACAGCCGCUGUUCGCCAUGCCUCGCAUAAAGUACAUCGGCUACCCGUCCCCGUACGUCGGCAAGCACUUGCUCUGGCUACUGGGCAACCUCAAGAACUUCGGCGUCGGUCGCAUCGUCACUCGGACCUCGUUCGAGCGGUACCCCGAGCCUUCGUACUACGUCAUCACCAAGGUCGUGCCGUACAUGGACGACGCCAACCAGUACGGCGAAGUCUGGGCCCAAACGGUGUUCCGGGGCAGGAGACUAGGUGUGACCCAGCUGGAGUCGCCUCAGGUGCCAGACUACAAGCUGGUGCCCAGGAGCGAGGAGGCGCGACUUCUCUCGCUCCCGGUCGUGGACCCCGUACCCAAAGUCCUGCCCCGCUAUCUCAAGAUGGCGCCGUUGAUGCGCAUAAUCGUCGAACGAGACCUGAAGGCCAAGGGCGUUGACAACGUGGAGCCGAAGAUGAGGGCCGUCUACGCGAGCUCCUACGGGGGGAGCUACCGCAUCGCCGAGGAAGGGGAGACGCCAGACGUCGAGCACACCGACGCCAAGAACUACAUCACUGAAAAGUUUCGUCAAGGCGUCAAGGAAAUUUAGGACUUCCCUUUUCGCCACUUCGUUGCACCCGUGUACAUAAAUGCGUAGAUGUAUAUUGAAUACAAAGUCUGUAGAAAA